Molecule: messenger RNA, 750 nt
Organism: Centruroides sculpturatus (bark scorpion)
Lineage: Eukaryota; Metazoa; Arthropoda; Arachnida; Scorpiones; Buthidae
Exons: 4
Coding region: 1-702 (233 amino acids)
Source: RefSeq, a predicted model, not a curated record
AUGGAGGCUCAAGGAGGAGAGAAUCGGGGAGGAGGUUCACUCCAAAGGAUAUCCGGAAUGAUUUCCCUAACUGCCACAUUUUCGGGAAAUGCAUUGAGACUCCGAAUUAGAGACAUUUUCGAUUCCCUAGAAGAAAUAGCAAAAAUGAAAGGAAGAAGGUUGAUAAAUAUGUCUGUUCAGUUGAAACUUGCAAUUAUCGCAAGCAAAUCGUUCAUUGAUAAACUAACCAGAAAUCUUUGGGAAAUUUGGCAGAUAUUUGAAGAAGCCAACGACAAAUGGAAGGCGCUUUUCCCUCUUAUUUACGGUUUUUUCCUCUACCAAACUUGUUUAUAUGUAUAUAUCGCUCUCUUCGUACGUUUUGACAUUAUUUUUCGUGUGGCAAUCGCAAUAUUUGCAGUGACAUUUUUCAUUGGAGCUUUAAUAGUGUCGUGGGCAUUAUCAAUUUUUACAUCAAUCAUAUACGACAGUUUUAUCAACAUCGGGAAAUAUAACUCUGUUAUUUUCCCACCGACAUACAGAUUUAAAAUCAUUUGUUUCAUGAAGAGAUUCGGAGGAAGACCUUUCGGGAUAUCGAUGUGGGGAUUUUUCUACGUCAAAAGAAAUUUCUUGAUCAGGAUAAAUACGUCUUAUUAUAGUGUUUUCUUCAGUUUUAUUAGCAGAACACAGUAUUCAUAUAUUACGGCAGAUAUAAAUCUUCAAUGAUAAAAUGCGGAUAUUUAUUAUGUUAAUUGUUAAAAAUUAACAAAAAGA